GUCUAAUAAAAAGUGUUGACACGUGUCAGAACAUUUUACGGGAAUAGUUUCAGUACCAAUUAGUCGAGCCCAAAAAAGCAAACAAAAAACGUAGGUUCUUAUCAUAUAUUCAGGGGCGCUCACAGGGCCAAACGCCGACGAAGAGACAGCAACGGACAUCAGAAGACAUUGACGCUGCCAGAUGCUGCGUGGCAGUGGAUGACAAAUAGUAGCACGAAAUACGUACGCUUAAUAAGAACUAAAUUAAGGCUAGCAAUAUACCAAAUAUUACCAGAAGGAGGAUUACGCAGACAAUAUGGGCGUUAACUUAAAUGUUCACACAAGAAAGCAGAAGCUCCGCUGCGGCAGCUCCAGCAAACUCGCGAUGCUUUCGCUGAUGCUCGGAGUAGCGCUGUUGUUGCAGCACGGUGUGGGUGCCGUUGAGUUCACCUUCGAUUUGGCAGACAAUGCUGAGGAUUGCUUCUAUGAGCAGAUCAAGCGUAACACCAGCGCCUAUUUCGAAUUCCAGGUGUCUGCCGGUGGCCAGCUUGAUGUGGAUGUUGUCCUGAAGAACCCCGAGGGUCAGGUCAUUUACAAGCUGGAUCGUGCCACUUUCGAUAGCCAUCAGUUUGUGGCGGAAACAACAGGCGUGUAUAGCGCGUGCUUUAGUAAUCAAUUCUCGACCUUCUCGCACAAAAUCGUCUACGUGGACUUCCAGGUGGGCGAGGAGCCGGCACUGCCUGGUGUUGAUGAGCAUGCCACUGUGCUCACGCAAAUGGAAACAUCGUCGCAGGCGAUACACAAAGGUCUCAACGACAUACUCGAUGCCCAGACGCAUCAUCGCCUGCGCGAGUCGCAAGGUCGCAAGCGUGCUGAUGAAUUGAAUCAGCGAGUCAUGGUGUGGUCCUCAUUGGAGACGGCUGCCAUUGUGUUCAUCGGUCUGGCUCAGAUAUUGGUGCUGCGUAACUUCUUUACGGAUCGCAAGCCCAGCCAGGCACACUAUGGACGUUUGUAAGCGGCUGACAGACAAACACACACACACAUAUAUAGUUGAGGAAUGAUGGUGUUUUUUUUUUGUUUGCAACUAGUUAAGGUUUCCUUAUAGUUGUUUUCACGCUUUAACUUAAUGUAUUCAUUCCCUUAGUUUUUAUUGCAAAUUGCUGUUUUUUUUGUGAAAUUUUAUUACUUCGUAAUUUGUUUAUCUAAAGCAACCUCCAAAAACCAUACGAUUAAUCAUACAAAACAAAUCUCCAAGCAAAAAUAAACGCAAAAUGUCAACAGAGAGUACUUUGAUGUGUUUAAAACAAAGGCCUAGAUACUUAGAAUGUAAAUGGCAUAUAAAAAUAAUGCAUUUUUUUGGUAAAUGA
This is a messenger RNA of Scaptodrosophila lebanonensis, 1346 nucleotides long. It is a transcript of the gene p24-1, whose product is annotated as transmembrane emp24 domain-containing protein 3. Bases 296 to 994 code for a protein of 232 amino acids. Gene Ontology annotation, cellular component: COPII-coated ER to Golgi transport vesicle; Golgi apparatus; endoplasmic reticulum. NCBI's taxonomy places the organism in Eukaryota, Metazoa, Arthropoda, Insecta, Diptera, Drosophilidae. The transcript is spliced from 2 exons. The record is from RefSeq and is a predicted model, not a curated record. Gene Ontology annotation, biological process: endoplasmic reticulum to Golgi vesicle-mediated transport; intracellular protein transport; Golgi organization.